AUGACGCAAUGUACCACCCUCAACCUGCACCCUUUGCGUCACACCCAUCCUGUUUCCGCAUACCACGUGCCCUCAACCUAUAUCUAUCUCCUAGAAACACGUGAUACAAAGAUGGAAGAAAGUGUACCAAAAUUACAGCAAAAUGAAAUAAAUGACAAAAGGCCACAAUUUGGUAAUAGAGUUCUCUCCAACUGUAAUAAUGUAUUUCAACAUAACGCAUGGGAUAAUGUUGUUUGGGAUGAGGAACAACAAAAAUUAGCUCAAAUAAAAGUAAAUGAAAAUUCAACCAUAAUUUUAUCAGAUGAAAAAAUUCAAAAGUAUGAGAAAGCAGCUGAUAAAUAUUGGGAUAAAUUUUAUGGAAUACAUGAAAAUAAAUUUUUCAAGGAUAGACAUUGGUUAUUUACAGAAUUUCCUGAAUUGGCUCCUGAUAUAGUAAAGCAAAAUAUUAAACAGCCUCUGAGAUCUACAUCUGAGAACACUAAUGAAAAUAAUCAAGAUUCUCAUAUAGAAAUUCUUGAUGUACCUAGUAAAAAAGGAAGUAAAAUUCUGGAAAUUGGUUGUGGAGUAGGAAAUACAGUAUUUCCAAUACUUUUGUAUAACACUGAUCCUAACUUAUUUGUAUAUGGUUGUGAUUUCUCUACUAAAGCAAUAGAUAUAUUAAAACAGAAUAUUGCUUAUGACACAUCCAGAUGUAAAGCUUUUGUCCUUGAUGUGACACAAGAGAAAUGGGAAACACCUUUUGAGCCAGGAAGUUUGGAUAUUAUAAUAUUGAUAUUUGUUCUUUCAGCGAUACAUCCUGAAAAAAUGAAGUAUAUUAUAGAACAAGUUCAUAAAUAUUUAAAAUCAGGUGGGUUGGUUUUAUUCCGAGAUUAUGGAAGAUAUGACUUAGCUCAAUUAAGAUUUAAAAAAGGCAGCUGCCUUGCAGAAAAUUUUUAUGUUCGAGGGGAUGGAACCAGAGUGUAUUUCUUUACACAAGAGGAAAUUAGGAUCCUGUUUACAAGUUGUGGUUUCACAGAAGAGCAAAAUCUUGUAGAUAGAAGGUUACAAGUUAAUAGAGGGAAACAACUUAAAAUGUACAGAGUAUGGAUUCAAGGAAAAUAUAGAAAAUAAAU
Molecule: messenger RNA, 1112 nt
Organism: Frieseomelitta varia
Lineage: Eukaryota; Metazoa; Arthropoda; Insecta; Hymenoptera; Apidae
Gene: Mettl2
Product: tRNA N(3)-methylcytidine methyltransferase METTL2
Exons: 7
Coding region: 1-1110 (369 amino acids)
Molecular function (GO): tRNA (cytidine-N3)-methyltransferase activity
Source: RefSeq, a predicted model, not a curated record